AUGUCUACAAGCUUACAGUACCUGCAUUGCUGCGGUACUCAUUUUGUCACGGGGUUUACCGUCCGCCUCAAGAGUUUAAAGUAUCUAGCCCUACACAGAGUCGUCCUCUCUGGUGCACAAUUCCCUUUCCAAUACACGAAUCUAGAGACAUUUUGUCUAGAGCCGGACGAGAUUUACACUUUGAGCAGCAAUUCUGACAUGGCUUUAAAUCACGCCACGAUUGCUGCCUUGGAUCAGGUCCGAGGUUUGAAGAAUCUCUUUCUGCGAUCAACCAUGGCUUGGCCCCCAACCAGAUCGGUAGUCGACGCCAUCAGAUCGUCCAGGAUCCACUUCCUCAUGUUAGACGGGAGUGUCAUUCUGGACCCUUUCGACCAGCAUAGUAAUGGUGGCUACAGCAAUCUCCGUGCACUCGCCCAAGUCGGUGGCUACAUCAAGCAUGUUCGGCCAGUGGUACGCAGUAUCAGCUACAACCACGAGUACGAGAGUCGUAAAGCCGCCUUCGAUUAUGCUCAUUUGCCCACGCUGUGUGUUCAAAUCUACAACGAUCUGAUAUCACAUGGCAGUAGCAUGAAAUAUUAG
Lithohypha guttulata is the source of this 579-nucleotide messenger RNA. RefSeq lists its product as uncharacterized. Lineage: Eukaryota; Fungi; Ascomycota; Eurotiomycetes; Chaetothyriales; Trichomeriaceae. The transcript is spliced from 2 exons. The record is from RefSeq and is a predicted model, not a curated record. Bases 1 to 579 code for a protein of 192 amino acids.